Messenger RNA from Homarus americanus (American lobster), 4774 nucleotides. Its product is annotated as venom phosphodiesterase 2-like. NCBI's taxonomy places the organism in Eukaryota, Metazoa, Arthropoda, Malacostraca, Decapoda, Nephropidae. The transcript has 18 exons. Bases 93 to 2840 code for a protein of 915 amino acids. Gene Ontology annotation, molecular function: metal ion binding; hydrolase activity; nucleic acid binding. The record is from RefSeq and is a predicted model, not a curated record.
CAAGCCAGGCCAGGCAGCAGUGUGGUGUAUAUUGUGCGCGUGAUACCAUGACUUACUUUAGCUACAUGUGAGUGUCUCCUGUAUGCCCCAAGAUGGCUAGUGUUAUGGAGGAAUUGGAAAUUAAGGAACCGACGCCAAGUCUCGCGCCCAGUCAAUACGAGAGUCCUCUCUACACGAAGAAAUGGAGAAUUGUUUUGGCUGUGCUGAUUGGUGUAACGUUGAUUGGUGUCUGUAUCCUGGGCUUCUACCUCAGUGUCAAGGCGAGAGAGGGUGACAGGACAGCUGCAGCCAUCAGUGCUUUCAACGCCUCCACAGCCCCUCCCCCGAGGUCUUCUAACGUCCGCUGGCGUCACAAGUCUAGGGACUGUCUCUCUCUCAGUGAUGACCCGUGCCCAUCAGACUAUGAAGCACAUCCUCUCCUAGUGAUUGGGAUUGAUGGCCUGCGACCAGACUCCCUUAGCGAUGACAUCACCCCCGCCAUGAACUAUCUGGCCAGGUGUGGUGUAACAGCACAGAGCCUUGUUCCCACCUACCCUACCACCACCUUCCCAAACAUGUAUUCUAUUGCUACGGGACUCUACCCAGAAAGUCAUGGCAUCAUCGGUAAUGAAAUGUAUGACCCCAUCACCAAAAAAAACUUCAAGCCUACAGAGAGCACUUCCAAGAGCUCAGCCUGGUGGCAGGGAGAACCUAUAUGGAACACAGCCACUAAACAGGGUAAAAAGUCGGCUACCUACUUCUGGGCAGGUUCUGAUGUUCUUAUACAGCAGAGGUAUCCCAUCUACUGGCAGAGGUACAAGACUAACGAGACCUUUGAAACACGAGUCACCCAGGUGUUGGACUGGUUGACACUGCCAGAAGAGGAACGGCCUCACAUCAUCAUGGUUUACUUUGAGCAGCCGAUGUUGGCCAUCCAAGAAUUCGGACCAAAUUCUCCAGAGGCAAGAAAUGGUCUGGAAAUGGUCGACAAAAUGUUGGACGAGAUCUUCGGCAGCCUUUAUCGUAGAAACUUGACUCACUGCAUCAACGUCAUCCUUGUAUCUGACCACGGAGCCGCCCAAGCUUCCUGCACCUCCUCCUUCUACCUGGAGACUUUCAUCUCUGAUAUUGAUGCCAAGGCGCACGUUUAUGCUGGUGCUGUUGGAAGAUUAAGAGCUGUGAAUGGUGGUGAAGCUGCCGAGGAAGAGAUUUUACAGACACUGAGCUGCAAGAAUCCCAGGGUCAGAGCACUGCCGAAGAGGUUACUGCCACGUAGGUACCACUACACUAAUAACCCAAGAAUCGAGAGAGUGAUCCUUGAUACUAAACCUAAUACCCGUGUGGUGACCAACUCCAAAAAUUACUGCAAGAAUGGGGAACACGGCUUCAAUAACCUCGAACCAUCUAUGCAGGCUGCUUUCAUAGGUUUUGGUCCUGAUUUUAAAGUGAACUAUUCCAGUCAUAGCUUCAGGAAUGUGGAACUAUACAAUCUUAUGUGUAAACUUGUGGACAUCACGCCAGCAGAAAAUAAUGGCACUCAGGGAAGUUUGAACCAUUUGCUGCGCCACGCCGUCCCUGUAACACCUUCAGAUGCAACGAAAGACUUAUUGUUGGAAGAAGUUGAAUCACUGCCCGAGAAACUGCCACAGAAUAAUAAAGGGGACUUGGAGACGAGAGAAGACGGCACUCAAGAGAGAUCCUGCAAGUGUUUUGUUGACAAGACUGAAGAAGUUAUACCAGAAGAAACUAGUUUAAUUAGUGACCCAGACAACAGCAACAUCACUAGUAAUGUCUCCGGCGCUAACACGACAGCCACUAAUAGUUCAGCUAGUGAUGCAAACGAUGGCGGUCAAAGCGAUAUAAACACUAGCGGUCGAAGUGCCAUGACUCAAGCCGAACGCUCCCUACUUUUAAACACCCACGCUCCCUGGGGCUCACCGGGGUUCUCUGCCCCCGACGCCAUUGAAGGCAAGCUCAAGGUACUUCUGCAUACCGGCUACGUCAUUGGUCUGCAUGAAACCCUGAACCUUGGAGUGUGGGUGAGCUUCACUGCCAACAACCAAACCAUCAUUCAGACAGAAAAGGAAAAACCGUAUUUGCCUGAAGGGAUAGAAAUCAAACCAGAGGAAAUUCGGGUCAUGGAUGAUAAGCCAUUACCAUGCUGGGAGGCAGAUGUGAGGCUGGAACGACUGCCUCAGGACCAGUGCCAGAGACUGCUGACCACAGAGGAGUACCAGGCUAAAAACAUCACACUCAUCCAACUCUUCCCUGAAGAAAUGGAAACAGAGGAGCUCCUGAUGUCAGAAGGUCACCUGCUGUCCAACAUGGCGUCAGUCAAGGUUGGCUACAAGGAGGGAGCGUACACAGCCAUGAUCAAAGCCAUAAGGUUCUGGGCCUCUACAAAGGGGGUUAUUAAUGUUGUUCUCGGCCCAGUGUUUGAUUACAAUCUAGACGGCCACCAAGAUGAAGUGACGCACGUGCUAAAUAACGUCAAGCCUCUGCUUCCUAGUGACUACUUCUUUGUGGUCACCUUAUGUGGCAACACAACCUCAGCCUCCUGCUCAAGUGAUCCACUCGAUAUCUUGGCGUUUGUUUUCCCCAACACGGAGUUCCCCGACAAUUGCCUUAUGAGUGAUGAGGAGUACCUGCAGUAUCAUUUGACCACGAUAAGGGACGUGGAACUCCUGACGGGUCUUCGUUUCUUCAGGAAUAUGUAUCUACCAGAUGCCCUGAAACAUAAGACGUAUCAACCUCUUCACAUCUGGCCUCUCUCGCCCUCUGGGCCCUCGCCAGGCCUCACGCUCAGCCAGAGGAUAGGGAAAUCAGAAGGUUCUCAAUUUGUAAAUACCAAUAACACUUGAGAACUUGUGAUGUCUCGUUCUUUACCCAAUGUUCGUCAGAUUUCUUUUCAAUUUGUAAAUAAUGACAGUGGUUAAUAUACUUGUGGUGUGUUGUUCUUUAGCUGCAGAAUUAUGUGAUAGAUUAAUAUUUGUAAAAAAAAAAUUAUCGUGUAAAUACCCCGUAGGUACUGACAAAGUGUGAAUCUUGAAUUAACUUUAGGCUGUUUAAUUAUGUAUCGUAUGUGAUUCAGUUGCCUGAUGUAAAAUGUAUACUCAGUUUCUUGACGGUUGACUAAUGUGAAGAAUAUUCUGGUAUAAAAACACACAUGACAAUAUUGUGAUACAGUAUAGACUUUUGGUUGCAUUUCGUCUCUUAUUAAGAUGAUAGAAAUUCCCCAUAACACCACUGUUUUAACCUGUCUGUCCUAAGCUCAUGUAAAUAUUUGCAUCCCUGGCCAAUGGAUUCUUUCAAAAAGAAGUAAAAAAAAAAUCAUAUUAAUAAUAACAAUAAUAAUACAUCUGUAAUAAUAAUAAUAAUUUACCUGAUAUAAUUAAUUACUUAUUAUUAAAGAAAAAUUGCGAUGGUGACAACUGAUAACAUUAUAUGGCUGAUGGCCACUUGAGGAAACUUGAAACAGGACUAAAAGGAUAAAAAGAAGUUAGUGUUGAAUAGUAGACAACUGACCUUUGACCUUUAGUAAUGAGGACCACUAUUAAUCCUUGACCAUUGACUUUUAGUAAUAGGGGGUCAAUAUUAAUCCCUGACCAUUGACCUUUAGUAAUGAGGACCACUAUUAAUCCUUGACCAUUGACCUUUAGUACUAGGGGGUCAAUAUUAAUCCCUGACCAUUGACCUCACCACUGUAAGAAAAAAUAUGCCAACAGUUUCUAGUAUUUGCGAGACAAACCUGUUGAACUGUUAGGACUUUGGUGUACAGUAAUGUAAAGAUGUGUUUUAUGUUCCUGUAUUUAUAAAUAAAAUGGUGUAAAUGUGAUGUGUGUGUACUGUACAUAUGUAAAGAUGUGCAUGAUGAUAGGUUUAGUGCCAGCAGUAAAUAAUUAGGAAGCUUGGAUUUUAUUUUAUUUUUCAUGACAAUGGUGAUGUACUAGUUAGAGGUAUGUACUACAGUAUAUAAACUAUGAUUUUUCUACUGUGUAUGAGUCUACUCUAAGUGAUGCAUGGACAGACUUCAGCAGUAACAAAGCCACCUUCGUUCUGUUUCUUUUCGGAGAGACAGUAUCAGGUGGAGAAUUCUAUGUGUACAAAUAUACACGGUGAAAAUAUUCAGACGUGAGCACAGGAAGGAGUUACAGCAUUAUGUGAGAUGAUGGCAUUUAUAAAGAGGAUUAUCCUCACCAUAGUAUUAAAAAAGGUAAACACAUAAGAUGGAUAAAUUAAACUGAGUAAAUUGUAAUAACUUGAAUGUAAAUUUCAUUAUUAUGUUGAUCUUCCUUCACUGGCGGAUUUAAGUUAAUACGUAAACUGUAAAUUGAAUCGAGUUGGGAAGUUUUGUACAAGGUUAGAGCUCCAACAGGGGGCUUUCAGUGUCACAAUGAUGUUGGCAGCUUGAAACUGUUGAUAAAUUUAACCCAACAUUACCUAAACAGUAUGUCCUUAUUUCUGUAUAAGAGGAAAUUUAAUUAUACUGUACAAUAUAAUAAAAAUAAUAGUUAAGAGGCGGGUUUUGUGGCAAGAAACCCACCAGGAAUUCGUAGUUAUUUAUGUGAGUAUUAAUUGGUCGAUGGGAACAGUGUGUCACGGUGGUUGCCACAUACACACACGCGCACACAUUCCAUAGUUUGUACACAUUGAGCCGUCAUGACAUUUAAUGUAUCUACUGAUGUUGGUGAUAAGACCCGUGUUUUACUCUGCAGUCUGACAGUGUUGGCUGGGUGUUAUUACUACGGUCUGUGAAGUUGUCCCUCUUUGUAGAUAAUAAACUUAAGAUCAAUGA